AUGUUUUCCAAACUAAUUUCAAUUUAUAUUAUUGGAUAUUAUUUAUUUCAAUCAUCGGUCUAUGGAUAUCCAUCAAAUGACGAUGCUAAUGUGAAACAAUGUUCAAAAAGUGAUUGUUCAAAUAAUGGUGUUUGUCUUCUUAUGAAUAAUAUUCGUCAAUGUUAUUGUUAUCCAGAAUGGCAAGGAGAAAAAUGUAAUUUAAUACGAGAAUUUAAAAAAGAUUCGAAUAAACAAGUUAAACAAAUAAGUCGAAUAACUUCUCGAAAUACUCCAUGUAGUUAUGUGCCUGAUCUUUGCAAAAAUAGUGGAGUUUGUUAUCUAGGUGAUGAUAAAAAAUUAGCGUGUCAAUGUCCAUAUCCAUAUGAUGGAGCACGGUGUCAAGAAUAUUCUGUAUGUUACAAUUAUUGUUUUAAUAAUGGAAUAUGUGAAGUAGAAGGUGAUGAACCAAAAGAUAAAAAACCGAAAUGUGAAUGUGGCGAUAAUUUUGAUGGUGAACGAUGUCAAGUUCCUAUAACAACAACAAUGGGAUCAACAACAACAACGACAACAACAACUGUUUCAACAACACCAGAUAUUAUUUGUUCUUAUUUACCUGAUGGAUAUUGUAAUGAUGGUAGUUGUAUUGUUAUUAAUAAUCUAGCCAAAUGUCAAUGUCCACCAACACAUACCGGAGAUCAAUGUCAAAUUUCAACUGGAGUUACACAAUCUCCUGGUCAAAUUAUUCUUCCAACACAAAAUCCAUUUCAAACACAAUAUCCUUUUCAAACAAAUCCACCAAUUAAUCCUGGAAUAACAAAUUCUCCUCAAGUUGGUAUAACAUGUACACAAAAUCCAUGUCGAAAUAAUCGUCCAUGUUAUAAUAAUGGAAAUUCAUAUUAUUGUUUUUGUGGUUCAGCUUAUUCGGGUGUUAAUUGUGAAAUCAAUGCUGGAUAA
Molecule: messenger RNA, 933 nt
Organism: Adineta steineri
Lineage: Eukaryota; Metazoa; Rotifera; Eurotatoria; Adinetida; Adinetidae
Source: the annotation of a GenBank genome assembly